This is a messenger RNA of Lingula anatina, 4503 nucleotides long. Its product is annotated as properdin. Lineage: Eukaryota; Metazoa; Brachiopoda; Lingulata; Lingulida; Lingulidae. The record is from RefSeq and is a predicted model, not a curated record.
GUUUCCUGACACAUUUGAUUCCCUGCAGACAAAGUGUGCAUAGAGCUGUUCUUUCUUCUUUGGGGAUGUGUAUGCUCAACCCCUGUGCCAGUUACUUCUAGGGGAGAAAAAGAGGAUAAAAAUGUAUCUCAUUUGAUUGAACUGUAGAAUAUGACUACUAUAUUCAAUAGUACUUUCCAUCUUUUAUUUUAAAUAUUUCCAAAUUACAGAUAGUUUUGCAAUGUGUUUGAAACAUGAAUAAGAGGGACUAUUCCACCUGACAUUUAUAUUCAUAAUGCUGGAAGUUUUGAAGGUGUGCUUUUAUCAUCAUGAAACAGUCUUUUCAUAAAGUUUCCUUUGUGGCUCCCCAUUAAAAUAAGAUGCUAGUACCUUGUUCAAAUCCCAAACAAAAGCCAGCAAGAGGAUCAGGAGAACUCAGUUGCUCCAGUGACGCUUCAGCUGACAGGUGGCAGAACACAGGUAAAACUGAAUUUGCCAGAGGACAGAAAUGUUUCAAUUUAACAGGUGGUGGUGACAAAGGACUGCAGUCAACAGGGUCACCGGGAGUUUGGUUUCCUGAAAGCAGAACAAGAUCUGGGAAAGGGGGCUGUGUGGUUGACUAGAUAUAGGAGCUUGGAUCCAAGAGCACCAUAUACCCUCACUUUUGGACAGCCCUGAAAGGAUUAAGUGCUGGAUUUCACUGUAAAUCCCAAGCUGUUGGCAGGUAGACUGAAGUCUGUGUGCCGUCGGUGUUGGUAAAGCUUUGUAAUACUCUUGUCAGUCACACAUAAAAGGAGAUUACCCUUGUGGUUUUAUCACCACUUUACAAGAGCUAGCACUGUAUUUAUAGUUUUCAAUUGUAAAUAAUAAAUCACAGCCCCACGCUAUUACCUAUUGCCUGCCAUUGAGAACAAGCAAGUGUAUAUACUAACAACAACACACAGGAUUCAAGCUGUGCUUUCUCCUUGGACAGACAGGUAGACUGCGGUCUUCAUCUUUAUCUUUAAGGGAUUUGUUUCUUUUUUCUCAACCAGGUAAAUACAAGAUUUAAAUCAAAGGAGAACUUGCCAUCUUAGCCGAGAAUAAUCUGACUGAAUCAAAAUUCAACACUCGUAUGUCAAUAGAAAGAAAUAUUGAUCAGGAGUCGGGAUAUCUGUAUGUAUGUGUGCGGUGAGAGUGUUGACUCAGUGACAACAGAUAAUACACAAUCUUAUUCACUUUGCUGGUCAUCCUUCCUGUGAUCACAGAAAGAACAAUCAAUUUCCUCAAAGGUGAAGUGGAAACUGAUACUCUCGGGGGGAUCAGUUGUUAUCGAUACCAAAGAUCUUGAUUUGGAAAGUAAUCCUAGGAGUUUUCUCAGUGGAGCAGUGGAGUUAAAGCAGCAUUCCUGGUCGUUCUCCUUCUAGAAGAACUCUGUGGGAGGGUUUAAUAGAUCUUUAGCAGUUUAGCCAACUGGAGAUUUCAACUAUAGGAGGAUUUCCAGAACCUUCCAUCUCUCUUUUACUCAAGAGAUCACCCAAAGAGGGAUAUCUUGACAUUUGCACCAACAUAUGGAAUCCAGUUUAUAAACAGGUAUAUUAAUUUCCUGGUAACAUCAGUUAUAUGAUAUUACCCUUGCUACUAAGGAUACCCUGAGGAGAAAUCCAGAUCAGUGAAGGAAGGGGAUUUUGGAAAAAGGAAACAGCUAGGAUCACUUUCUCUCGUUGAUGAAUGACUGCUGGUGAUCACCCUGCUAAUCAGGUGGAGAUAGGAGUAUAUCGAAUUCCGCUUAGACAUCUCCUGUGUCAUUAGAUUGCAUAUCGCUUGGUCAGAUACUUUGGUGGAGAUUGGUCAGUUUGACUGGACAAUACAGCAAUGUGGAGGGAGCUUAUUGUAUUGUGUUUGAUGGCCAGUUGUCUAGAGACAGUUACAGGUGCUGAUUAUUACUGUUUCCGCCGCUAUGUGACCAAGGUUUCAGGAUGUAAAGGUAUCGUACGCAGGAAGUAUCCCACCCCACAGCACUGCUGUGCCAGAAGUAAUGCAGAUGGCUACGCAGUGGCUCUGGUCUCGCUUGGGAAGAAGUUUUAUGAAUGCAGAAAAUGCAGUGAUUUGACAAAGACCACCCCAGCAAAACCCCCGCUACAUAAGAUGGGAGAAUGGGCCAAAUGGGGAGAGUGGGGCAAGUGCAGUAAGUCUUGUGGAGCUGGAGCCAAGCAGAGAACACGGCUAUGUCCUGCAGGUGGCUGCCCCGGCACUCCAGACCAGAUGAGACCUUGUAUGGACAGACAGUAUUGUCCAGUUGAUGGAGGUUUUGGUCCUUGGCAUCCCUGGGAGUCCUGCUCUGCUAGCUGUAAUGGUGGAAUUCAGAGAAGACAGAGGUUCUGUAACAGCCCCAGGCCGGAGCAUGGAGGCAAGGACUGCGUGGGUAACACUACACAGAGUCAAGUCUGUAAGACACAGCCUUGUCCAGUUGAUGGUGGUUGGGGUGCCUGGUCAGGCUACAGCACCUGCAGUAAGACGUGUGGUAAUGGCAGACUAGUACGAAGCCGAGAGUGCAACAACCCAGCGCCACAACAUGGCGGCCAGGAAUGUACAGGGAUGCACAAACAAAAGAAACGAUGCACACUUAAGAAGUGCCCAAUUGAUGGUGAUUGGUCAUUGUGGACUGACUGGACUCCAUGCUCAGUGACAUGCGGGACAGGCAGCCAUACAAGGUCGCGAGAGUGUGUGGCACCACGACCACGUUUUGGUGGCCGGCCAUGCACUGGCAACGACACUGAUGUACUCUCUUGUUAUGUGGAUAUAGCAUGUCCAGUUAAUGGUGGCUGGUCGUCGUGGUCCUCCUGGAGUACGUGUGAGGCUCCACCGUGUAGUGGUAUCAGAGGGGUGCAGCUCAGAUUCCGAGCUUGUAACAACCCCAGCCCCAAACUGGGCGGCCUUAACUGUAUAGGAGAUGCUACUGAACAAAGGAAGUGUCACAACAAUAUAACAUGCCCAAGUAAGUACUUAUACUGUUACAUUACCAUUAUUUUCAUAUUUUUAGAAUGGGCCGAAUGGGGAGAGUGGGGCAAGUGCAGUAAGUCUUGUGGAGCUGGAGCCAAGCAGAGAACACGGCUAUGUCCUGCAGGUGGCUGCCCCGGCACUCCAGACCAGAUGAGACCUUGUAUGGACAGACAGUAUUGUCCAGUUGAUGGAGGUUUUGGUCCUUGGCAUCCCUGGGAGUCCUGCUCUGCUAGCUGUAAUGGUGGAAUUCAGAGAAGACAGAGGUUCUGUAACAGCCCCAGGCCGGAGCAUGGAGGCAAGGACUGCGUGGGUAACACUACACAGAGUCAAGUCUGUAAGACACAGCCUUGUCCAGUUGAUGGUGGUUGGGGUGCCUGGUCAGGCUACAGCACCUGCAGUAAGACAUGUGGUAAUGGCAGACUAGUACGAAGCCGAGAGUGCAACAACCCAGCGCCACAACAUGGCGGCCAGGAAUGUACAGGGAUGCACAAACAAAAGAAACGAUGCACACUUAAGAAGUGCCCAAUUGAUGGUGAUUGGUCAUUGUGGACUGACUGGACUCCAUGCUCAGUGACAUGCGGGACAGGCAGCCACACAAGGUCGCGAGAGUGUGUGGCACCACGACCACGUUUUGGUGGCCGGCCAUGCACUGGCAACGACACUGAUGUACUCUCUUGUUAUGUGGAUAUAGCAUGUCCAGUUAAUGGUGGCUGGUCGUCGUGGUCCUCCUGGAGUACAUGUGAGGCUCCACCGUGUAGUGGUAUCAGAGGGGUGCAGCUCAGAUUCCGAGCUUGUAACAACCCCAGCCCCAAACUGGGCGGCCUUAACUGUAUAGGAGAUGCUACUGAACAAAGGAAGUGUCACAACAAUAUAACAUGCCCAAGUCAUGGUGACUGGUGUUCGUGGGCGGAGUGGGGGGUGUGUUCCCAGUCCUGUGGGAGUGGCUACAAGGCAAGGUUCAGGAACUGCUCCUGUCCAGAACCACAGAACAAUGGCAAUGACUGCAUAGGAAGCAACUAUGAAAUUGUAGCUUGUAAAAGCCUCUUGUGUGGUAAAUCAGUACCAGACACUCAAAUAAGACAAAGAAAAGGAUGUUCCACUAGAGGUCACUCUGAGGGGUCAGGGUCAGGAGGAGGCUGGAAUUCAGAUGGGAGCGAAGUGGAGUGCGAUCAGGAGGAUGACUCAGUUAUGAAUGAUGAUGAUGAAGUCGGGAGCAGUCAGGGUAGCGGCUACGACAAGUUCUACGAAUAUCCCUACGGAUUCUUUAACUUCAAUCAUCUUUAUCACUACAAGAAGUAUAACAGUUAUGAUAAAGAAUACUCUUCAAAAGACAAAAACUGACAGAACAAGUUUUGUGUAAAUGUAUUUAUGCGUAAAUCAGAAGGGAUGGUUUUAAACCAUUAUGACAUUAUUGUGAAAAGGAUGCUCAAAACAUCAUAAGAUUAAAUUAUGGGAGCUAUGUACAAAUAGAUUCCAAUAUCUGUCCUUCCAAUCCAGGAAAUCUUCUACUUGCAUACUUUUGAACAUAAAUUCUUUUAUUGU